AUGCGUUACUCUCUCGCUGCCAUUGCUGCUAUUGCUGCCUCCGUCCAGGCCCACGGUGUCGUUUCUGAGAUCCAGGGUGCCAAUGGUGUAACCAUGCCUGGUCUUUCCGUCCAGGACGGUACUCCUCGCAACUGCGCCUCUCCUCUCUGCGGUUCCGAGGCCGAUACUUCCAUCAUCCGCACCCGCGAGAUGGGUGGCAAGGCCUCUGCUCUUGGACGCACCCAGGGCGGCGGUGCCGUUGACGCUGGUGCCGCUAUCUCCAUGUUCAUGGGAGGUGCUGCUGGAGGUGCUGGUGCCGGUGCCGCAGCUGGUGCCAAGCGUGGCUUCCUCGAUGCUCUUACCGGUGGUGGCGCUGGCGGCGCUGGUGCUGCCUCUGCCGGCACCAAGUCCACAGGAACUGAGGGUGGUGUCGCCAAAGCCGCAGGUACCGGAGCCACAUCUGGUCUGCCCACCACUGCCGACGACGGCACCAUCACCAUGACCUUCCACCAAGUCAACCAGGACGGUGCCGGUCCCCUGACCGCCCAGAUCGACGCCACCUCCGCCGGCACCGACCCCGCCGCCUUCCAGGACGCAACCGUCAUGCAGAACGUCCCCGGUAUCGGUAUUGGAGGUCUCUCGGCCGCCGCCGUCAAGGACUUCCCCGUCAAGGUCCAGAUGCCCGCUGGCAUGACCUGCUCCGGUACCGCCGGUGGCGCCACCAACGUCUGCAUCGUCCGCAUGCAGAACGCUGCCCUCGCUGGUCCCUUCGGUGGCUCCGCUGCCUUCACCCAGAGCACUGCCGCUAAGAAGCGCGCGGUCGAGUACAACCUCCGCAAGCGCCACAUGGCCCGCGGUAUCCUCGGAAAGCCCGAGUAA
Molecule: messenger RNA, 858 nt
Organism: Alternaria infectoria
Lineage: Eukaryota; Fungi; Ascomycota; Dothideomycetes; Pleosporales; Pleosporaceae
Exons: 1
Coding region: 1-858 (285 amino acids)
Source: RefSeq, a predicted model, not a curated record